Molecule: messenger RNA, 1578 nt
Organism: Phodopus roborovskii (desert hamster)
Lineage: Eukaryota; Metazoa; Chordata; Mammalia; Rodentia; Cricetidae
Gene: Fhl2
Product: four and a half LIM domains 2
Exons: 6
Coding region: 288-1127 (279 amino acids)
Biological process (GO): negative regulation of transcription by RNA polymerase II; negative regulation of calcineurin-NFAT signaling cascade
Cellular component (GO): nucleus; Z disc
Molecular function (GO): transcription coregulator activity; transcription factor binding
Source: RefSeq, a predicted model, not a curated record
UGCCGCUGCCGCCGCCGCCGCGCCACAGUCCUCUGGGUGCCCUAGACCCUGGCCCCUUAGCGCGCGAGUGCUCCUGCCGCCGCCCAGUCCACAGCCGGGCCUGGUACACAAGAAUAGCCACCAGACAGCUGCCCCAGCACGCGUGGAGAGACCCCGGUAGCCAGCGUACCCCGACCGCGGGGCGGAGACCCGGGAGACCGAAGCAAGGCUGUGCAGACCGCACCCGGGUAGGGACCCAAAACCGAGAGGAACAGAUCCUGGCGGUUGCUGUGGAGUCGGGUGUCAACAUGACUGAACGCUUCGACUGCCACCACUGCAAUGAGUCUCUGUAUGGCAAGAAGUACAUCUUGAAGGAGGAGAACCCACACUGCGUGGCCUGCUUCGAAGAGCUCUAUGCCAACACAUGUGAAGAGUGUGGCACAGCCAUUGGCUGCGACUGCAAGGAUUUGUCCUACAAGGACCGGCACUGGCACGAAGGCUGUUUCCACUGCUCCAGGUGUGGGAGCUCGCUGGUGGACAAGCCCUUCGCCGCCAAGGAGGAACAGCUGCUAUGCACCGACUGCUAUUCCAACGAGUACUCGUCCAAGUGCCAGGAAUGCAAGAAGGCCAUCAUGCCAGGUACCCGGAAGAUGGAAUACAAGGGCAGCAGCUGGCAUGAGACCUGCUUCAUCUGCCAGCGCUGCCAGCAGCCCAUUGGAACCAAGAGCUUCAUACCGAAGGAGAACCAGAACUUCUGUGUGCCCUGCUAUGAGAAACAGUACGCCUUGCACUGUGUGCAGUGCAAAAAGCCCAUCACCACAGGGGGCGUCACUUACCGGGAGCAGCCCUGGCACAAGGAGUGCUUUGUGUGUACCGCCUGCAAGAAGCAGCUGUCUGGGCAACGCUUCACAGCGCGGGAUGAGUUUCCCUACUGCCUGACCUGCUUCUGCGACUUGUACGCCAAGAAGUGUGCUGGGUGCACCAACCCCAUCAGUGGUCUCGGCGGCACAAAGUACAUCUCCUUCGAGGAGCGUCAGUGGCACAAAGACUGCUUUAACUGCAAGAGGUGCUCCCUGUCCCUGGUGGGGCGAGGCUUCCUCACAGAACGAGACGACAUCCUCUGCCCCGACUGUGGAAAGGACAUCUGAAGGCAGGGUGGAAGCCACAGCUUUGUGGCUGGGAGAGUUCGCAUGCUCCCUUUCUCCACCAGGCAGUAGUGCUGUGUUCUGGUUCCCACCAGCCGCCUCCAGGCUUCCUCUUGCUGUCCAGGCUUCACGCUAAUUGGAAUUCCUAUAGUUCCGGGCACCACUGCGGUCCCAGUGGGGACUGUAAACCCCGGAUGGGAAGGUGACUUGGAAUUUUGUAGAAACGCAAGGCAGAUCGGACGAAAGCGUCCUCCUCCUGUGUCUCUGUAAUGCUUCCUCCUUUCACUGCCUAUUUAAUUUUUAAGUGCAAUUAACAUUUGUUAUGAAUGUGUUUUCAAGGGAGAGCUGGGAUUUGCAGCUUUGUAACUCCCUUUUUUUGUGUGUGUGUAAAACUCAGAGUAACAUUUAUGUGACUUAGAAUAAAGUUAUUCAGAAUAAAACCUUUGGCCAAGCA